AUGGCCCUAAAGUUGGAAGCAAAGGGUGGUAAGAAAGGAAAUGUAUGGGAUGAUGGUGUUCACGAAAAUGUUAGAAAAGUAUAUGUAGGGCAAGGCCAGAGUUGUAUAUCCUUCGUCAAGUUUGAGUAUGUUGAUGAUUCUGAAGUGAUUAUUGGAGAUGAACAUGGAGAACACACACAAAAAGUUGAGGAGUUUGAGGUUGAUGAAAAUGACUACAUCGUUUACGUAGAAGCUUUCCGUGAGACAGCAACUCAAGAAACCAUCGUGGCUCUUAAGUUCGAGACUUCCAAAGGCAAAACCAAUAAGCACUUCAAGGAGGGUCCGGGGGUGAAGUUCGUUCUCCAAGGUGGCAAAAUCGUUGGGUUUCACGGGCGUUCGACCAAUGUUCUACACUCCCUUGGAGCCUAUAUUUCUGACCCAAUAUCCACUCAUCAAUUGCAUGGAAAGUGGACAAAGAAGAAAAAGGAAGAAGCGAAGCAGGAGAUGACUCCAGCUAUCAGGGGAUGGACAGCUUCCACGAGUGGGACAGUUAAUGGUAAGAAAGGGCUGCUGAUGCAUGGUGGCAAAGCUGUGACCAAUGACCGCUUUGAUGAUCUCUUCUUUUACGAGUUUAACUCUGCUUAA
This is a messenger RNA of Eruca vesicaria subsp. sativa (arugula), 624 nucleotides long. NCBI's taxonomy places the organism in Eukaryota, Viridiplantae, Streptophyta, Magnoliopsida, Brassicales, Brassicaceae. The record is from the annotation of a GenBank genome assembly.